UUCAGGACACACUUAACCAAAACCUAAAAAAGUAGCCUACCCUCUCCUUUUUAAUUUUUUUUAAAUUUUUAUUUGGUGUGUCCAUUUCUUCCCUCUCCCACCAACUCCAUUGAAGAUGGCAACCAAAACAGAGCAGGGCGGUGGUGACAUCAUUUUCCGAUCAAAACUCCCCGAUAUUUACAUCUCCAACCACCUCCCUCUCCAUUCCUAUUGCUUCCAGAACAUUUCCGUCUUACGGGACCGCCCCUGCCUCAUCAACGGCUCCGAUGAUCGGGUAUAUACUUACGCUGAAGUGGAACUCAGUUGCCGGAAAGUUGCGGCCGGGCUUCAUAAAGCAGGGAUCAACCACGGCGACACCAUCAUGAUCCUGCUUCCCAACUGUCCGGAGUUUGUGUUCGCGUUCCUCGGCGCGUCUUACCGCGGCGCUGUGGCGACGAUGGCGAAUCCUCUGUUCACGCCGGCGGAGGUGAUUAAGCAGGUCAAGGCGUCCAAUGCAAAGCUCAUCGUGACUCUAGCUUGUUACGUGGACAAGGUCAGAGAAUAUGCAUGGGAGAAUGAAAUCAAGGUUUUCUGCACCGACUCGGCUCCCAAAGGUUGCUCGCACUUCUCGGAGCUAUCGGAGGCGGAGGAGAACGACAUGCCGGAGACGGAGGUGAAGCCGGACGACGUGGUGGCGCUGCCGUACUCCUCCGGCACCACCGGACUUCCGAAAGGCGUGAUGUUGACUCACAAGGGACUCGUCACCAGCGUCGCUCAACAAGUGGACGGAGAAAACCCUCAUCUCUACAUCCACGACCAAGAUGUGGUGCUCUGCGCCCUGCCUUUCUUCCAUAUCUACUCCAAUUCGAUUUUGCUUUGCGGUUUGCGGGUCGGGGCCCGGAUCCUUAUUAUGAACAAAUUUGAUAUCAACCUCUUCCUGGAACUCAUCCAGAAGUACAAAGUUACGAUUGGGCCCUUCGUCCCGCCGAUUGUUCUCGCCAUCGCCAAGAGCCCUGUAGUGGACAAUUAUGACCUUUCAUCCGUUAGGACCGUCAUGUCCGGGGCGGCGCCGCUUGGAAAGGAACUUCAAGACACCGUCAGAGCCAAAUUUCCCAACGCCAAACUUGGUCAAGGUUAUGGAAUGACAGAAGCAGGGUCAGUAUUGGCAAUGUGCUUAGCCUUUGCGAAAGAGCCUUUUGAGAUUAAAUCUGGUUCGUGUGGGACAGUUGUUAGAAAUGCAGAAAUGAGAAUUGUGGAUCCGGAUACUGGAUCCUCUUUACCCCGGAACCAACCGGGAGAAAUAUGCAUUAGGGGUGACCAAAUCAUGAAAGGUUAUUUGAAUGAUCCAGAGGCUACAGAGAGAACAAUCGACAAGGAAGGAUGGUUACACACCGGAGAUAUAGGAUACAUCGACGAUGACGAUGAGCUUUUCAUCGUGGAUCGCCUCAAGGAGCUUAUCAAGUACAAGGGCUUUCAGGUCGCCCCAGCUGAACUUGAAGCCUUACUCCUUACCCACCCACAAAUUUCUGAUGCUGCUGUUAUCCCCAUGAAAGAUGAGCAGGCAGGGGAAGUUCCAGUUGCUUUUGUUGUUAAAACUAAUGGAUGUAGCCUCACUGAGGAUGAAGUUAAAGAGUUUGUCUCUAAACAGGUGAUAUUUUACAAGAGAAUAAAAAAGGUAUUUUUUGUUGAUUCUGUUCCAAAGUCUCCCUCAGGCAAAAUUCUAAGAAAGAACCUAAGAGCAAGACUAGAAGCUGGAAUCCCUAAUUAGUUCUCAUCCCAUCCAUCCCUGUGGGACUGCACUGCAAAAAUUAUUGAUUUCAUUCUCAUCUGUUGUCUUUACAAUAUCAUAUUAUAUAUAUCAUUUCCAACACUGCUUAAUGUUAAUGCUAUAAAGAACACUGAAUUGAAUGUUUGAUAGUA
Ipomoea nil (Japanese morning glory) is the source of this 1899-nucleotide messenger RNA. Its product is annotated as 4-coumarate--CoA ligase 2-like. Lineage: Eukaryota; Viridiplantae; Streptophyta; Magnoliopsida; Solanales; Convolvulaceae. The record is from RefSeq and is a predicted model, not a curated record. Bases 116 to 1747 code for a protein of 543 amino acids. Gene Ontology annotation, molecular function: CoA-ligase activity. The transcript has 6 exons.